Molecule: messenger RNA, 1538 nt
Organism: Rhipicephalus sanguineus (brown dog tick)
Lineage: Eukaryota; Metazoa; Arthropoda; Arachnida; Ixodida; Ixodidae
Exons: 5
Coding region: 104-1045 (313 amino acids)
Biological process (GO): transcription elongation by mitochondrial RNA polymerase; mitochondrial transcription
Cellular component (GO): mitochondrial nucleoid
Molecular function (GO): DNA polymerase processivity factor activity
Source: RefSeq, a predicted model, not a curated record
CCUGCAUCGGUUACCAUGUCUUGCCAGUUUCUCUAGUACUUCAUUGUUGUUUUUUUUAUUUUGAGCUGCCGCCUUUUCCUUGUGAAGUUGUUAUGGUGGUGCAAUGGGAAUGCGGUGUCCGAUCAAGUAUUUCAACCGCGUAAACUUGUUCAGAACACUCGGACCUUUUCAAGAUGCGUGCGCGUUUGAAGGAGUUGGCGUCCGGAGGAUAUCCUUCGGCCAGCAGUACACCCGCGAGCAGCAGGACCAGAUCCUGAGGGUGCUGAACACCUCUUCCGAGAAGGAGCUGCGUAAGCUGUCCAUCAGCCCGCUGAACGUCAUGCGCAUCCUGCACCACCGCGAGGAGAACAGCGGCUUCGCCAGCAUGGAGCACGUGGGUGCCAUCGACGGCCUGCAGACGCGCGGCCUGGCCCGCAUCUGCGAGGCCAUCCUGUACGGAAAGAAGCCACAGGAAAAGAGGCCGCCCGACCGGGGAAACAGCAUCAUCCCACACAUAUCGCUGGACAGGAUAGAGAGCGUCACCGACAUAUUGGCCGUAGACGUGAGUCCGCCGUUCAUGACGUGGGCCCACGUGACGCGGGACAACUUCGUGCUUGCCCUCGAUCGAGUGCAGUUCCUCGACGACAAGACGCGGCCACACCUGUACAACUACUACGAUGCAGUGCAGCAGGUGCUGAAACAGUUGCCGUCUGCUAGUCUCUACGUGGUUGAACAGAAGGCGCAGCGGCACAAGGGCGAAGUCGCACAAAGCCAGAGUCAGCUGACUGUGCAAGCCAUGAUGGUGGCCCUGCUGAGCCAUGGCAAGCAGCUACAACCGCAGGUGGUUUCUAUCAAGUCGUCCGCCAUCACGAACCUCUUCAACCUCAACGUCGGCAGCGAGCGUGUGUCCGGACAGGGCACCCUCAAGAAACUGGUGGAAGACGGCACCAUCAGCUUCCAGGGGAACCUGAAGGGCGUCUACUUUAAGGAGACGCCCGUCAACAGAGAACACUACUGUGGGGUCCUGCUAUUGGCCAGGGCGUUCUACAUGCUCGCCAUGACGUGAAACUACAUCAACGCCAGGAUGUUAAUAAUAUAUCCCCGUCUGCGAGGUCAACCACAUCUAGGGGGAACGCUUCGCUGCUACAAGAGAACCUAGCUCAUAUGUUUAAAAAAAAAACCACGGUACAAAACUUACUAUCUGGCAGAUACAUACAAUCCGAAUUCACCUAAAUGUUGGCACCAGGAAGUCCAAUGAAAAGCAAACGUAUGAACGCAGUUCUACUGUGUUUAAUACAGUUUAACUAGAACAUUUCGUCUACUUCAAGGAGAUAAUGAGCCUAAUAACAAAACUCCCCCCAAACAAUGAUGUCAGUAAAUCAGUUUUUUUCAGUUUUAUGCUAAACACCAACUGCUAUGAGCUUUUGAAUACUUAGAGGUUCCUCCUAAAAGUGGUCGACCUUGUACGCAACUCUAGGAGAUGUACAAAUUUGAGGGUCGUUGUGCUUUGUGAGCGCAUGCAGCAACUAAUUGUUACAAUAAAAUGAUGUUUCAAUGGA